AAACCGAUUCGAAUCUGAAAUCUGAUUAUCUGAAUCCAACCUAACCACUCACUAAACUAAAACUAACACAGUGCAGUGGUCUGGUCAAUAAGGUCAGUUUCAGGUUUCAGUUGCAGUUUGUCAAAAUUUCCACGUUCAAUUUGUUCGUGCGUGUGUUGUUGUCAAGUAGCCUAUCUAUUGUCGAUUUUCGUUUGAUUUACGGUAUAGCGACGCCAAUUAUUUUAAAGUGAUAAGUUCGGACUAUUUGAGAUAGCCUAUGUUUAUUCACAUGAUUAUGUUGACUUAAUAAUGUAUUAUUAGGUCUAUGCUGCUUCAAAGUAGGACUGGCAUUAAGGUUAACUUAUAUAAAGAACUCCGUCCAAAGUCCAAGACACUUAACGUCAGUACUUCUCCCUGAAGCAGUUAAUCAGUACUACAGUCCAAUCAAUAAUUAUCAGAUUUGUUUUCUACAACCAUGGCUAAUCCUCAAAAGUUGAACUUAAACUCCCCGUUGCUCUCCAACCAACUUGUGGAGAACUCCCCGAUGACUAACUUAGCUCUCAAUCUUGGGAGCACAAACAUCAGCGUUCCGGCCCGUAGAAAACUCUCCCUCGCCAGCUCUGAAGGCAGCCCUUCACCUGCACUUGGUUCUCCAAUGGUUAUUUCACCACUAAAACCAUCCAACCAUGAUAGGUUGCUGAAGCAGAGUCUCAAGUUCAACAGUCCCAGUACACCUGUGGCUCCAGUGCGGAGAACAAGCGUAGUUCGUCGUCUGGGUUCCCUGUCUGAUGAGAAUUACAAUCCUAUGCUCAGUAGCCCUGAGAAGACCUUUGUCAGCCCAUCCAAGUUCCAGGCAGUCAGACAAUUGUCCAGUGGUCGUAUUAGACAGCCCCUGGAGGACCAAGACCCCAACUCCCAGGACUCAGGCUACUGUCACUCUGAAGACUCAAAGUCUGUAUCCUCUGACUUCACAUUUGCUCUACCCAGUGGUCUGGCUCCUCGUCGCAGCACUACCGAGUCUCCCCGCAGUCGCACUUCUAGUGAAUCUGUUGACGAUGGCUUCUUGGACUUCUCUUCACCUUUACAGGAUGAAGAGGCUCAAUUACCAGCAGGUCUCGGUGGUCUUAUCAAGGACCCAAUCAUCAACUACGGUCUCUCAGCUGACUCAGCCCACUUUCAGAACUUUCGUCAAAUUAUCUCGGAAAACAUCCCUGGACUGUCGCCCAUUGUUGAAGAAAAGGCCAAGAAACGUGUGUCCAACACUCCUCUGGAUAUCACUCCUAUCUCAAAACGAUACAAGGCAAACAGUGAGCACGCGACACCUCCACGCACCAAGCAGCACACCCUGUUCCAGUUUGGGUUCAAGCGGUUGUCUGAGCCUCGGCCUCUGCUAAGCCACAGUUUAUCUCUAGAGGAGCCCAUCACUCCUCCGCCAAGACCCAAGUUCCGUCACUGCCUCUCCGAGUCUGAGGCUGCCAUCAAAUCUGCUUUACACAGAUCACAAGAAGAAGAGUUAAUUGGAGACUUUUCAAAAAGAUUUGCUCUGCCGUUAAUUCCCGGGAGUCAUCAGGACCUUAAGAGCAUCAGCCCAAGCACAUUAGCUAGACUCAUCAACGGAGAGUUUGGCGACACCAUCGCAUCCUUCCAGAUUAUAGACUGCAGGUAUCCAUAUGAGUUUGAAGGGGGCCACAUCCGAGGGGCUCGCAACAUGUACACCAAGGACCAGGUGAUGAAGGAGUUCCUAGAAGAGCGCAAGGGAGAGCCUCCUUCCACCACCACAGCUGAUGGCAAGAGACACAUCAUCGUUUUUCACUGCGAGUUCUCAUCAGAGAGAGGCCCAGGUCUGUCGCGGUUUCUUCGCUCCAAGGACCGUGAGAGUAACGCGUACCCGGCACUGCACCACCCCGAGCUGUAUCUGCUGGAGGGAGGCUACAAGGCGUUCUACCACACGUUCCCUGCGCUGUGUGAACCUCAGGCCUAUCGCAAGAUGGUGGACGCAGACAAGGAGCAGCUGCAGCAUUUCCGAGCCAAGAGCAAGACCUGGAGUGGAGACAGGAGCAGUCGCACACUCAAACGUUCCACCUCCUUCAAGCGACUCGGUCUCUAACUAACCUCGGAGCAAACGUGAUUCCAAACUGAUCUCAUCAGAGCAGAUUAUCAUACCCAGCUUUUAUUUAGUUUAAUUUUGUUAUGAGUUAAAAUUUUAUUUCGGUGAUUCGAUGCCUGUGUGCUAUGUUAACGAAAUUUUUUUGGGGUACACGUGAUUUAGAUAUAGUUUAUUGAAUAAUUGUUUUUGUUACUCCUAGUCGAAAACGUUAUUUUUAAUAAGUACGCUUUUGAUCGUUAGACUUCACAUUGUGAAUCGGUGUACUUAACAAGGUUUUGGCAUUAUCAAUUUGUAUUGGGCUCUUUUAAUAAAAAUCAAAUAUGUAUUAUUUUUUAAUUAGUUUUAAAUGGUUUUAAUGACUAGGCCUACAGAUAAUAUUUCAAUACAUUUUUAAAGAUUUUAAGAUUUAAAGAACUUUUUUAACAGUUUUUUUUAUUACUAUCUUUAACGCAAGUUGUAUUUUGAUAAUUGUUCGUAUUCGUUGUUGGUUCAGUUUAUCAUCUCAAAUCAUAGCAAGUAAUUUUACUGAGAUUUCAUAAGUCAGUAAGUAUUUAAUCAACAAUUUUAUAAAUCACUAAAUAAUCAAAACUACGAUUCAUAUGAAUUCUGUGUAAAUGAUAAAGUUAGGUUAACGUUAUAACUGAGAUGGGCGACUUUACAAUUUUUUAAGAGAAAUUUUUAUGAUUUACUUUAAAUAACUCCUUUAAUAAUUUUUACAAGUGUACUGUAAUUGGAUGUAAAUAAAUAUGAUGAUCCCUCGAGAUACAAGGCUAUCAGGGAUCUUCCUGAACAUAUAAUUUUGGUUGUUUGGUUUCUUUUUAAGGGGUUUUGAUGAAAACUUAAAAGUAGUAAUCAAUAGCAAAUUCUUGAUACUUCAUUAUUCUAACAAUUUUAAUGAUGUUUUGAUUAACAGUUGAUAAAUUCGCCCAUCUCACUCCUUGUACAUAUGUAAUUUAAUGUCACCCUAUCUUACAUCCGACUGGCAUUGAUCCACAUAAAAGUUAAUAGUUACCAAAGUGCUGUUACUCUGGACUCUGGUGAAGACUUAACUACUCUGGUUGUUGUCUCUCACACUUGUGCAAUUUUAGGAAUAUUCCAGUUUAAUAGAGUUAUUUAAAAUUUAGAUAUCAAUAGUAAUUUAUAUAGUAUUUAAUAGAGGGCUAGAUUUGGUAUUCGAUUACCUUGUAUAAUAAAUUGCC
This is a messenger RNA of Macrosteles quadrilineatus (aster leafhopper), 3285 nucleotides long. RefSeq names its product M-phase inducer phosphatase-like. Bases 455 to 2086 code for a protein of 543 amino acids. The record is from RefSeq and is a predicted model, not a curated record. The transcript has 9 exons. Gene Ontology annotation, biological process: positive regulation of G2/M transition of mitotic cell cycle; positive regulation of G2/MI transition of meiotic cell cycle; protein dephosphorylation. Gene Ontology annotation, molecular function: protein tyrosine phosphatase activity. Gene Ontology annotation, cellular component: cytoplasm; nucleus. Lineage: Eukaryota; Metazoa; Arthropoda; Insecta; Hemiptera; Cicadellidae.